Molecule: messenger RNA, 1029 nt
Organism: Penicillium waksmanii
Lineage: Eukaryota; Fungi; Ascomycota; Eurotiomycetes; Eurotiales; Aspergillaceae
Product: tRNA 2'-phosphotransferase
Exons: 2
Coding region: 1-1029 (342 amino acids)
Biological process (GO): tRNA splicing, via endonucleolytic cleavage and ligation
Molecular function (GO): tRNA 2'-phosphotransferase activity
Source: RefSeq, a predicted model, not a curated record
AUGCCUGAUCAACCAAGAGACAAGGGCAAGCGAGGCCGCGGUGGCCCUGUGUCCCGCGAUGUGCAGAUUUCCAAGGCGAUGAGCUUGCUCUUGCGACAUGCUGCCGAGAAGGAGGGACUGAAGAUGAAUGACCAGGGAUAUGCAAAUGUAGCAGAUGUGCUACAAUGGAGAAAGCUCAAGUCCAUCAAAGUCACCUUCGACGAGGUCCGGCACGCCGUGGGCUCUUCGGACAAGAAACGCUUUGCUCUCCUGCACAUUCCCUCAGCCCAGCCAACCGAAACAACGACAGCGGCCACGACCGUCCCCACUACGAGGCCGGCAUCAGAACACGAGGCCGCGCAGCCCGCGGCUGAGGAUGAUGGUCAGCCUUCUUCCCCUGCGAUACUCCAGGCCCCCGUCUCAACCGAAGAGCAGCAAAAUGCAACAGAGCAAGCUCUAUCCGUCACAGACGCCGAUCCCUCCAAUUUCCUCAUUCGCGCAACUCAAGGGCACAGUAUCAAAAGUGUGGAUGCGGCAUCCUUCCUCGAGCCAUUAUCACUGGAUGAUGCAUCCAAACUUCCAGAAACUGUCGUCCACGGCACAUUCCAUGGCGCAUGGCCCGCUAUUUUGCAGUCGGGCGGCCUUCAAUGCAUGGGUCGUAAUCAUGUUCACUUUGCAACGGGACCAUCCUUGGAGUCUGUUCUCGGGACGCAGCCGGAUGUAGCUGUACAAGGGAAAGGCGAAAAGAAGGUCAUUUCGGGCAUGCGAUGGGACGCCCAGGUACUCAUCUAUAUUGACCUUCGCAAGGCUCUCGCAGCUGGAUGUCCUUUCUGGCGCAGUGAGAAUAACGUCAUUUUGAGUGAAGGUCUUCCCAUCCGGGGUGACCGUGAGGGUCCUGAUGGGCAACCGAAGAGGGUUGUGUCGGUCGACUUUUUUGAAGUGGUGGUUGAACGCAAGGCUGGACUUGGGAAGAUCUGGGAGCGAGGAGAGACUCUACAGGAGUUACCAGCGCAUCUCGCUAAAAAGGGAAACCCCAAGGGCAAGCGGUGA